Messenger RNA from Iphiclides podalirius (scarce swallowtail), 201 nucleotides. The record is from the annotation of a GenBank genome assembly. Lineage: Eukaryota; Metazoa; Arthropoda; Insecta; Lepidoptera; Papilionidae.
AUGAAAACUGUUUUGAUUGUUUUGCUGAUCGUUGUUGCCUUCGCCACCUGCCAAGGAGGUGUGGGCGGUGAUGGCGGUCCCGGGGGGCCGGGUGGUGCAGGAAGUUCAGGGAAUCCGGGAGGUGAAGGACGUCCUGGGCAGCCAGGAAGUCCAGGAGGGGCGGGAGGGGCGGGUGGUGAAGGAGGUUUUGGGGGAAGGGCA